CUGAUAAUCGUGGUGGUCCGAGGAGGAAUCGCCUGAGUUGCGGAUGAGGGCGCAGAUAACACAUAAGACUUUUUCGUUGCUGCAGCGUCUAUCUACGGUAGUUUAUUGUUUUUGCCAUUUGAUAUAGGAGUGAUCGGGGCAAUAUGGGCCACCUAAGGAAAUCGUUCCGAAAAGCGCUGAAAAGCUCAACAAAUCAUCAUCAGUUGGAAGAUGUGCAGAAGCGCAUAUCGACGUCAUCGUCGCACGCAAUCUUCCUCGGCCUGCCGGGAUCGACGUCAUCGGUAGCAUCGUCGGAUGAUGCCAGCGCUCAGACGCGUCCACUGCGUAAUCUCGUGUCCUACCUGAAGCAGAAAGAAGCGGCUGGCGUUAUAUCCUUACUCAAUAAGGAAACGGAAGCAACCGGUGUGCUCUACUCAUUCCCGCCAUGCGAUUUUUCGACAGAAUUGUUGAAACGAACAUGUCACAACCUCACCGAGGAGGGACUGAAGGAAGACCAUCUGGUAAUCGUGGUAGUCCGAGGAGGAACCGCCUGAGUUGCGGAUGAGGGCGCAGAUAACACAUAAGGUAAGAUGAUGAAUAACGAACUGUAGAAUAAU
This is a messenger RNA of Armigeres subalbatus, 596 nucleotides long. RefSeq names its product RNA-binding protein spenito-like. Bases 144 to 533 code for a protein of 129 amino acids. The transcript is spliced from 2 exons. Lineage: Eukaryota; Metazoa; Arthropoda; Insecta; Diptera; Culicidae. The record is from RefSeq and is a predicted model, not a curated record.